UUUCCGAUCGCGUUCGAGAGGCGUUCUCCUAUUCUGAUACAGUGAUGUUGGAAAUAGAUUUGCAUGAUGAGGGCACCGUACGACAGCUGAUCCGGUGCAAAAAUCUCAGGCGAAAGCAAACGGCUGCUAACAGAUUGUUGUAUGAAUUGCGGGGUCUGAUUGUACAAGUCAGACCUACUACAUAUGCACUUCAUUUCAGUUAUGAGCAGGUUUCGCCACGGGUUGCUGACUCUGGUUCAGUCGCAGGGGAUGCAUAGAU
Molecule: messenger RNA, 259 nt
Organism: Cylicostephanus goldi
Lineage: Eukaryota; Metazoa; Nematoda; Chromadorea; Rhabditida; Strongylidae
Source: the annotation of a GenBank genome assembly